AUAACUUUGUAGACGUUCCGGGCGGUUCUAGCAAGACGUGUAAUGGUCAUGCUCAUCGAUGAGUAUCGAACCAGUGUUGUGUGCAGUGCUUGCGAUGCGAACACGCGUCAAUUUCGAGACCGUCCAGGAAGUGUUCAAGUGUGUCGCGAGCACACAAAGCGGAGAAUUCGUCGGAUCCGCGAACGUGCUGAAGACGAUGGACACAGGAACAAUGCCCGACGGCAGCUCUGGUGUGUGGAUGACGACGGCCAUAACCUUUGGCCAACAUCGACUUGCAACGACCGUCAAAACGCUGCUGGUUCCCAAUUAUCCGUGUAUCCAUUGAAGUUCUGCGAUCAUUGUCCUGUACCUACUUUGUGGGACCGUGAUAAUAAUGCUGCCCGAAACAUUGGUCGUAUCUUCAUGCAAUACGUCCAAACUGGUAAUUUGAGAUCGCGACCACCGUCGAUGCGUCGUCCCGCUGGAGAAAAUGUGUUAGACGAUGCCCACGACGACGAGUUUGAAGAGGAGGAGGAAGACGAAGAAGAGCAGGCCUUGGCGCCUGUCAUGGAGUGAGUGGAGGGCCACUCCAACGAGAUACAAAUUGGGGGGAGGUAAGUAUCUUAUUCCAUACUCGUUUCUUUACUUUUGUAACAGCUGUCUAACUUUUGUUUCUUUUCAUGCAUACGCUUUAAUACACUUCUUUCCUUCUUUCUGUUGCAUUUAUUCUCCGCUUCUUAUUUCUAAUUUUUCUUGAUGAAUAAAAGACCCCCAGGUAGUUGACCAGGAGAUAGAUAGUAGAUA
This is a messenger RNA of Zychaea mexicana, 783 nucleotides long. RefSeq lists its product as uncharacterized. Lineage: Eukaryota; Fungi; Mucoromycota; Mucoromycetes; Mucorales; Lichtheimiaceae. Bases 43 to 555 code for a protein of 170 amino acids. The transcript has 3 exons. The record is from RefSeq and is a predicted model, not a curated record.